AUGGCACCAGGUGACAUCGUUCUUUCGAAUGGUACGAAUAGCAUUCUGCGGAGUCCUACCAUCAACCCAGGCACCGUAUGUAUUCAGUUUUCUUACAUCUGCAGACAACCCAACGCCCAUCUGGAGCUACUUGCUCUUAAGAAUUCUACAACAAGGUUAUGGUUUUCAAAAGGGAGGCAACUCCGAACCAGCAGAUGGAGGACCAUUGUAGUAUCGUUUCACGCUAAUAGCCCAUUUCAGGUUGGGUUUGUACCUCAUGGCCAGAUACAGAACAGUAGCCUAGCAAUCGAUGACGUUAUGGUAUGGAGCAUUAGAAGAUAUAAACGACAUGCAGACUCAUCAGCCACAACACCGCUGCCAACUAGGUCAAUGACAAUGUCAACUGCAGCCUCGAAAUUGUUAUCAACAUCACAAACAACACUGACGAAAACAAAAGCUACCUCGAAAACAAAUGUGAAAACAAUCACAACCACACCUACCACAACGUCUACCGUAACUUCAACCACAACGCCAACAACUUCGGCAACCUCGACCGUAACCACAAAACCGACCACAACACCGACCGCAACACCAACCACAACCCCGACUACAAUACCAACCACAACACCUACCACAACCCCGAUCACAACACCUACCACAACCCAAACAACAACACCUACCACAACCACCACAACACCUACAACAACCCCGACCACGACACCAACCAAACCCCCGACCACAACACCAACCAAAGCCCCGACCACAACACCAACCACAACACCAACCACAACCCCGACCACAACACCAACUACAACACCCACCACGACACCAACUACAACACCUACCACAACACCAACCACAACCCCGACUACAAUACCAACCACAACACCUACCACAACCCCGACCACAACACCUACCACAACCCAAACAACAACACCUACCACAACCACCCAACACCUACAACAACUCCACCCGACACCAACACCAACAACACCAACCAAACCGACCACAACAUCAACCACAACACCUACCACAACCCCGACCACAACACCAACUACAACACCCACCACGACACCAACUACAACACCUACCACAACACCAACCACAACACCUACCCCAACCACAACCCCCACCCCAACACCAACCACAACACCGACCACAACACCAACCACAACACCAACCACAACCCCGACCACAACACCAACCACAACACCUACCACAACCCCGACCACAACGCCAACCACAACACCAACCACAAAACCAACCAAAACACCAACCACAACACAAACCACAACACCUACCACAACCCCAACCACAACCCCCACCCCAACACCAACCACAACCCUGACCACAACCCCGACCACAACACCAACAACAACACCUACCACAACACCAACUACAACACCCACCACAACACCAACUACAACACCAACUACAACGCCUACCACAACCCCAACCACAACACCUACCACAACACCUACCACAACACCUACCACAAUCCCGACCACAACGCCAACCACAACACCAACCACAAAACCAACCACAACACCUACCACAACCCCAACCACAACCCCCACCACAACACCAACCACAACCCCGACCACAACACCAACCACAACACCAACCACAACCCCAACCACAACGCCAACCACAACACCUACCACAACCCCGACUACGACACAAACCACAACACUAACCACAACACCAACCACAACACCAACCACAACCCCGACCACAACGCCUACCACAACCCCGACCACAACGCCAACCACAUCACCAACCACAACACCAACCACAACCCCGACCACAACACCAACCACAACACCUACUACAACCCCAACCACAACACCUACAACAACACCUACCACAAAACCAACCACAACACCCACCACUACACCUACCACAACACCUACAACAACACCAACCACAACACCAACCACAACACCCACCACUACUAUUACCACAACACCAACCACAACACCAACCACAACACCUACCACAACACCUACAACAACACCAUCUACAACACCAACCACAACACCUACCACAACAACAACCACAACACCUACAACAACACCAACCACAACACCAACAACAACACCUAAAACAACACCAACCACAACACUAACCACAACACCCACCACUACACCUACCACAACACCAACCACAACACCUACCACAACACAUACAACAACACCUACAACAACACCUACAACAACAUCAGCUACAACACCUACAACAACACCAACCACAACACCUACCACAACACCUACAACAACACCUACAACAACACCAACAACAACACCUACAACAACACAUACAACAACACAAACAACAACACAUACAACAACACAAACAACAACACCAACCACAACACCUACCACAACACAUACCACAACACCAACCACAACACCCACCACUACAUCUACCACAACACCUACCACAACACCAACCACAACACCAACCACAACACCUACCACAACACCUACAACAACACCUACAACAACACCAACCACAACACCUACAACAACACCUACAACAACACCAACCACAACACCAACCACAACACCUACCACAACACCAAUCACAACACCAACCACAACACCUACCACAACACCUACAACAACACCUACAACAACACCUACAACAACACCAACCACAACCCCAACCACAACCACGACCACAACACCAACCACAACACCUACCACAACACUGACCCAAACACCAACCACAACACUUACCACAAAACCAACCACAACACCAACCACAACCCCGACCACAACACCAACCACAACACCUACCACAACACCUACCACAACACCGACCACAACACCAACCACAACACCUACCACAACCCCAACCACAACACCAACAACACCACCAACCACAACCCCGACUGCAACCACGACCACAACACCAACCUCAAUCACAACUCAAACCAUAACACCAACCACAACCCAAGCCACAACCACAACCCAAACCACAACGCCAACCACAACCCCGACCGCAACCACGACUACAACACCAACCACAACACCUACCACAACACCCACCACAACCCCGACCACAACCCCGACCACAACUCUAAACACAUUCCCGACCACAGUACCAACAACUACCAAGACACCAAUGCCGUCGUUAACAACAAACCCGACCAAAACGACUACCACUACAGACACCACCACAACGAUAAUGUUACCAACAACAAGACCUACAACUCUGAAAACAAAACCAUUGACGAAGUCAACCAAAACUAAACCUAAAUCGCCGUCGACAUCUCCAAUUACAAUAGUAACAGCAAGCCCUAAAACAAAGCAAACCAAACUCCCAGUUACAACGUUAUCGAAAUUCCCGACUGCAACACAAACAACAUAUUCAGAAACAAAAUCAGCCACAUCCCCAAUUACGUCGCCGCUGACCUCGACAACAAAUCUGAUGACAACAACUAAACCACCAUCUGUCACCUCUGAUAUCACUCGGACUACAUCUAAGCCAACAUCACUAGUUGCUUCAACUUUGAUUGCUAACAAAACAACAUGUUACGAAGUUGUUGUACCGGUAGAGGAUCGGGCAUUUCAACCUCAAGUGAAGAAACAGGGCGUGUGGUUUGAUCCCUAUAGCAACAGGGCCGGCUUCUGCUUGUUGGGGAACUGA
Molecule: messenger RNA, 3633 nt
Organism: Ylistrum balloti
Lineage: Eukaryota; Metazoa; Mollusca; Bivalvia; Pectinida; Pectinidae
Product: mucin-2-like
Exons: 3
Coding region: 1-3633 (1210 amino acids)
Source: RefSeq, a predicted model, not a curated record